UCUGGCCCUGCAGGCACCAAGCACACAUAUGGUACACAUACACACAUAUUUACAGGCAAGCAUAUUUUUAUGUUAAGCAUAUUGUCUUAGAGUUCUCUUGCUGUGAAGAGAUACUAUGGCCAUGGCAACUCUUAGCAUUUAAUUGGAGCUUGCUUAUAGCUUCAGAGGUUUAGCCCAUUAUCAGUAUGGUGGGAAGCAUGGCAGCAUGCAGGUAGAUACUAUACUGGAGAGAUAGUUUAGCAGUGUGCAUAGCAGUUCCUAUCAAGUUGACUUAAGACACUUUGAAAAGGACAACCUGGCACUGAUUUUUUAAAAAAGUAACCAUGAGAACUGUUGUUUUGAUGUUAAAGAGUGGACCAUCUAUGUAGAUUAGAGUGUUUACAAAUAGACCAACAAGUUAGCAAUGGGUACUCGGUGACUUAGUGCAGUAUUUCUUUGUCCUGGGUUAAAACUCAGAUCCUGUAGUGACUUUUGGACACCAUUGUAUGCAUUUACUGUCAUCCUAGUUGCUCAGUCAGUGUCUUAUGAAGUCCUCUACACUGUGCCUGUGUGCUUUAUGAAAAACUUGCAUGUGUACUGUCAAACCUUCAAAUUUCCUCUUCACAUUUUUCUUCUGUAAGUUGAGGUAUAAAAACUACAUAUUUGUUUCAUACCAUGUGAAGUUACUUGAUAAAUUUGUACAUUAUAAUAAUCUAGUCAGAGCAAGCAUAUACGCCUUCUCAAACGUCAUGAUUCUUUUUAGGAAACACUCCAAUCUUCCCUCUUUUUAAUAUAUAGUACAUUUCAUUGUCUAUAUUUACUCUACUGUGCCUUAUGACGCCUGAAUUCAUUUCCCAUAUAUGCUUGCAAUUCAAACCCUGUUCUGCCUUGAUUUAAAUAUGUUUUCUUUGAAAGCUCCUUCCUGCCCUUUCUGAUUGUCUGUCACAAAUGCCCCCCUUCAGUUUCAUUGGGAAAUACACUAGGAAAAUCAUUUUCGCUACGUAGUUAACUUUAUCUUCUUGGUUCAUUCAUUACUUCAUGCAUACAAUGUGCUACCCCAAACUGUAAUCGGUGAAGUUACGAGGGGAGGAAAUGGGUUGGAAACUGUGGCUUAAGCAUCAGUGCUGUUUAAUGAAAGGUGGGGACAGUGAGAAGAGAGCUGUGAUCACUGCCACAGGGAAAUGGGCUGAAGGAUAGAGUGUGAAUCAGUGGGAAAUCAGAAGAUUCGUAGGUAAAACACAAAACAAGACCUGGUUUGGGCUUUGAAAAGAACAGAUGUGAAUAAUAGGAAGCAGCAUCUAAAAUAAACUGGUGACAAAGAGCUUGGAAGGUGUUUUCCAAGGAAAACCAUCCUACGUUACUGAAUUCAGUUGGAAGCAAGGGAAGUGAUAGCAGUAGUGAUAAGCAAUUUAAUACGGCCUCUUCAGCUUUCUGUUUGCAUGGGAGUAUAUAUACAUUUAGUUGCAUUUCAUCUUCCAAUGUUUCUAACUAAAACCAUCAUGAAUCUACUAAGUUCACCCCUACACCAUAAUACCUUACACACCUUAUACCAUACCUCAGCAGUGGCCUUGGGUGUUUCUGAAUAAAGUCUGGUGCAGGAUAGAUAUAAAAUGCUAGUAACUGCAAGAAGAAAAGGGAAAGUAGAUGUAAAAACAUGCAGGCUACAUGCCGUGUCACAACCCUGUGGUCCAGCUUCUCAGACGGAGGUGCGAGUGCUUGAGACCCAGAGUUCUAGACUAGCACAGGCAACAUAGCAAGACCCCAUCUCUUAAGAAACUAAAACAUGAACUUGGAGCAAUGGAGGCAGUUAAGAAUAUGGGCUGUUCUAGAGAAUGUGGGUUCAAUUCCCAGCACCCACACGACAGCCCACUACUUCCUCCAAGUCCAGUCCCAGGGAAUCCAACUCCCUCUUCUGACCUCUGUGGGCACCAAGCAUGCACUUGGUACACAGAUAUACAUGUAAAUAUACAAGUAAAACUAAGAUACUUUGCUUUUCCCUAUACUUCAAUUUUAUACACAGACAUUUCCUUUUUCCCUUAUCUAAUGUCCAUGAAAUAAACAAUUGCAAAUACUAAAUCUUAGGCAUCUUUAAAUACUUACAUAGGAAUUAUAUAUCAUUCUGUCCAUUUUAGGUAAUUUACUGUAUGCCAUCAAAGACCUUAAGCUUUAGGAUAUACCACAGUUUAUCCUACAGAUACUACAAUUUAAAAUUUCAAGAGUGGAAACUUAACCUCAAGAGAACAUGAGAAAGUUAAAGAGAUAGGACUUCCUGACCAUGACAAAGUGAGGAUUCAGCAGAGGCAUCGGCAAUAGAUUCUAACCAUACAUCGAAGCCCCCACUGGAGAAGUUUAUGGUCAAACUGUGCACACACCACCAGAAGCAAUUCAUUCGUGUCCUGAGUGACCUGUACACUGAGUCUCAGCCAGGUACAGAGGACCUGCAGCCUUUGGAUUCCACAGUGAUGGAUGUCUCCACCUGCAGUGAGGCUUGUGCCCAGCUUAGCAGCGGACAAAAUGAACAGGAUGAUGUGUGUCUCGAUGGGACAUCUCCUGCUUCUGUAAAUUUGUUCUUAGACUCGUCGGGUUCUCCUAGCUCCCUGAGUGUGACUGAACAAACCAUGAAGGAAUCACCUCCUGAGACAGACUCUGUAGAAGGAAGCGAGAAUGCCUUGACUAUUGUCCAGAAAGAGUCCUCUGAGCUCCCAGACACUCAGCCUCACUCUGGAAGGUCAGCAGACAGUCCCACUGUGGGAUGUCUCAAUGCAUUGGACUCUUCCUCUUUUAACUCCCUCCACAGUUCCAAAAGUUUAGAGGGGCAAACCACUGGACAGGAGCAAGACACCAGUCUGAAAGCCUGUGAGGAUGGUGAAGGCCAUGCCCCAGCCUCAGUCAAGAGUCUUACUGCAGUGGAAGUGGCAGCUGCGAAUACUGAAGAGGGUGGUAGCUGUAUUGUUUCUCAAAGAAACUCAUUCAAAGCUUUAUCAGAAGAGACAUGGGACUCAGGGUUUAUGGGAAACUCAUCUAGUUCUGCAGACAAAGAGAAUGCUUUACAGUGUAGCUCAAAGACAUCCUUACACCAGGGUUUAGAGGCAGAUGAACAAGAUGCAAGGCCAAAGCAAGAGAGCCAUCUUCAUUCACUAGGCAGAAACAAGGUGGGUUACCAGACAUACCCCAAUGACAAGGGCCAUUUUGAUCAUUCCAAAGGAGAUUGGUUAGCUUCUAGCCCCACGCCAGCUGUACACAGAGCAGCCAAUGGUCACUCACGAACCAAGAUGAUGUCAGCUUCCAUCAAGACUGCUCGGAAGAGUAGGAGGGCAUCAGGCUUGAGGAUAAAUGAUUAUGACAACCAGUGUGAUGUUGUUUAUAUCAGUCAACCAAUAACAGAAUGCCAUUUUGAAAAUCAAAGAUCCAUAUUGUCUUCUCGGAAAACAGCCCGAAAGAGUACCCGGGGGUACUUUUUUAAUGGUGAUUGUUGCGAACUGCCAACUGUUCGCACCCUGGCCAGAAAUUUACGCUCCCAAGAAAGGGGAAGCUGCUCACCGAUAGCACCAGAGGCAGUGGUGACUUCCAAGCAGACUCUUACAGUUCCCACCUCAAAGCAUACAGUAGAUGUGCAACUUCCCACAGUAGGUGUGCAGCUUCCCACAGUAGAUGAGCAGCUUCCCACAGUAGAUGAGCAGCUUCCCACAGUAGAUGAGCAGCUUCCCACAGUAGAUGAGCAGGUUGUGGAAGAAGAUACCUCUGACAAUCCUAAGGAGGAAAGAACCUCCCUUGAGGAAGGAGGUGAACACUUGUCAUCAGCAAAAGAGCCUCAGGAGCCCGAGGUUUGCCUUACCAUGAAUGAACAGGAUCCUAACAGCUCCCCUAGUCAAGGAGAGGUCACAGCCUCCAGCCCAGCAUGUCUUCUGCCUGCUCCCCUUCUUGAUGAGGAUAUGCAUGAUGUUCCAGAAGACAGCGUUGUGGUCUCACCUCCCCCAGCGAGUGUAUUACCUCUCCUUGACCAAGACCAGCCCCCAGCUUCUCCUCUAGGUUCAGAGGAAAUGCAUACACUCCAGGAGUGCCACCUGCCUCCCCCAGACAGAAGCACCUCCUUCAUCUCCGGGGAAGACAGUGAAGACCUCCUAUGUAGACGUCAGUCUUCUCAAACAGUCAUCGGAGAAGAGCGUUCUCCGUGCUCAGAAAAUGGAGGCUCUGAUGUGGGUUUUGACCCUCCCCUAAGUCUAGAACUGUCUGAGCAUGACCAAAGCAUCGGUACUGAGGCUGAGACUGGAGACAUCCUUAGGGAGACACUGUUGCUAGAAGCCGCCCUGCCCCUACUGGAAAGCAGCAUCGUCAGUGAUGAGAACCCAAAGGAGACUGAGGGAAGUGAGGCAGCAGGUGAGACAGGGCAGCUGGAGGUGCAUGACAGCGAUACAGAACACGCAUCAGAAAAUGCUCCGAGUGAGGCAAACUUUGACACAGCUGAAGAGAACGUGGACAAGAAGAAAAAGGGGAGAAAGCUCCCUGAGGCCUCUGACAGGUGCCUACGAAGUCAGCUUGCAGACUCACCCUCUGCUGACAGGUGUCCAGGAAGCCAAGGUUUGGAUUCAUCCACUGCCUGUCCUGAAGUGAAGGCUUCUAAAAAUCCUCCUACUGUAAAGCGUUCUAAAAGAGAAGGGCACUCUGGUGGGACAACACCUGAGGGCUCGGUGAUUGACAGUGUCCAUACAGAUGAUCUGGAGGACAUGGAAAACCCCACUGUCAGUGAAUGUUCCUCUGAUGACGAUAUCAAGCAGGAGGGUGAAGGAGCUGGAGUCACCACAAGGCAGACUCUUAAAAGCUUGCUGGCAAAGGAAGUUAAAAGAGAGGAAGGGGAGACUCCCCUAAGCAGUGACCUUGCCACCGUUGGCCAGCCACUGCUUGGGGAGAACCUGGGAAUCAAUGUCUGGUCCAAAAUAGAUGAGAGAGAUGCACAUGCACCCUCAGAAAGCAUCCCUUGUAAGAGGGACCCAGAGCAAAUGAAAGAGAAGCCAGGGCACAUGGCCACACAGGAUGUGGAGGCCGCUGUGGGUGAGGUGGGUGCUGAGGAUGCCCACUCUAAAGAUGAUGCUGGCCUUGCUCCAUCCAGCUUAGCUUCAGUAUCAGCCAGUCAGAGUGGUGAUGCUGCUGGGCCACCAAAACUGGUAACGAGGCCUAAAAGACUGCCUUCUUCAACCUACAACCUGAGACACGCUCACUGUGUGGACACCUUGGACACUACCAAAGUGACUCCUGAGAAGCGAGUCACGCAAGUCAACCCAGCCCCAAAGGAAAGCGAAGCUUCUGAGAGUGGGGAGCCCUUAGAUGAGGACGAUGCAGACACGGCGGUGGGGGAGCAGCCCAAGUUCAUGGGGUGGUGUGCAGAGGAGGAGAACCAGGAGCUGAUCGCCAACUUCAACGCCCAGUACCUGAGAGUUCAGAAGGGCUGGAUCCAGCUGGAGAAAGAAGCUCAGGCGACAGCAAGAGCAAGGAGCAAAUCCGACAAGCUGAAGGAGAUUUGGAAGAGCAAGAAGAGGUCGCGGAAGUGCAGGGGUUCCCUGGAGGCGCAGAGGUUUUCACCUGUCCAGAUGCUGUUCAUGACAAACUUUAAACUGUCUAAUAUCUGUAAGUGGUUCUUAGAGACAACAGAAACUCGGUCUCUGGUCAUUGUGAAGAAACUAAAUACUCGUCUUCCGGGAGACAUCCCCCUUGUUAAGCACCCUCUUCAGAAGUACCCUCCUUCCACCCUGUACCCCAGUUCACUGCAGGCAGAACGCUUGAAAAAACACUUAAAGAAAUUCCCUGGAGCCAUUCCUGCUAAGAAUAAUUGGAAAACACAGAAACUGUGGGCUAAACUGAGAGAGAAUCAUGGCCAGGUAGAACCAGAGGCUGGCAGUGACACCAGCCUGGGCCCUAGCAGUGAAGACAGCGCGGAGGAAGUCAGGGAAGGUGGAAAUAGCCAUCCUCCCACCAACUCGCCUACUCCAGCUAGCACCCGGAUCCUUAGAAAGUAUUCCAAUAUUCGAGGAAAGCUCAGAGCCCAGCGCCUGGACAGCUCCCUGGGUGGGGUUUCCGAAAUUAAGCAGGGCCGAAAGAGCGUAUGCAUCAAUCCCCUGAUGUCCCCCAAGCUGGCCCUCCAGGUGGGUGCAGAUGGGUUCCCGGUCAACCCCAAGAGGGCUGAAGGAAACAAGGGGAGAAGAGGGAAGCAGAUGCCCGAGACCUUGCUCAAAGUGGAAGGCCAGAACAAGCGCAAACGAGCAGAAGGCUAUGGCACUCAGGAUGACAAGGACAAGGGGCCAGCAACAAAAGCCAUCAGAGCCCUUUCUGCCAAGAAGCUGACUGCAAAGGACAGAGUCAGCCAACUCUCCAAGAAGAUGACCUUGAAAGAGAAUAAAGUGAGGAUCUGUAAAAAGGCUCCUGGGAAGAGCUGCCCACCGUCCAGGAAAGAAAAAGAAAAUGCAAACAAAAGACCUGGCCAACCUUCUGCAGCUUCCGAAGCACUGACAAAACCUGCAAAACAAAGGGGUGCAGGAGAAGCCUCACCAAAGCCCCCAAGAGCCAGAAGGAAGAGCAGGAAGCUGAGCAGUGGUAGGGGCCGAGCCAGACCCUUGGCAAAAAGCCCAGAGAACCGGGCUGCCCAGAGAAAGAGAAAGCUCAAGGCCAAACUGGACUCUUCCCAGGGCAAACGGAGGCGGUUAGAUGCCAAGUGAUAGCUUGGUGGCCCCUGAAGGAGAAACUGGUCUAUAGAAGUAACCUUUUAUUUUGCAUUAACAAAAUCUGCUUUUAUAAGCUUGCCUAGCCUUUCACGUUACGGAGAACGCCAGUUACAGAGAACACCAGUUUGAGAUGUCAGAAAAUGCAUCUCAGCCAGAGAAGAGAACUUGUAGAGAGUCCUUCUCCGUGGCUAAGGGAAGUUGUACAUUCUAUUCUGGUUGUUUCUUGGCUUUUAAACUUGGAACCAAGAAGUUUUUGUUUUAAGAAGUACAGUGCCUUAUUUAUCCUUUUUGUUUAGAAUUUGACAGAAGCUAAGAAGAAGCUGAUUUAUGUGACUAAAGGCUUGUAUUUUAUACUUGACGCACAAGCACUUGCUCUGUCACUGAGGAGGCCACCGCCGCGCAUGCAUGAGCGAGUGAGGAGCCAGCAGCCGCUGCCUGUGCGCCUCUGGACAGGUGCACCUUGCAGACCGCAGCACAACUCCCCUCUCUGUCUUGUUUGGUUUUUAUUUGAGUGAUAUUUGAAAGCUGAACCAAAUCAUUUCUAUGGUUAUGUGGAGAAUGCAGGAGAUUUAUAAUUAUUAUAAGAGAUUGAUAUUUUUGUUUCCUUCUAAAACUCAUGUUGUUUAUCACCUCUUCAUCUUUUUUUUAAUCAUUUCAGAUCAUGUUCUCUAAUUUGUGUGCCCAUGGAACAACAGAUGUGCUAGAAACAUGCCCCCUCCCCCAACCAUGUUAUGCUGACACUUGUCAUCCUGCAGCUUGGGACCUUGCAAGCAUGUAGUUCUGCUCUGUGAGGUCUGUGUUCUGUUUUACUGAUUUUUUUUUGUGUACACUUUUGUCUUGUAGUUGUCAUCUGAUCAUUAGGAUGAGUGACUCUUUGUUUCCUUUCUUACACAAGUAGUGAAAGUCAAAGUGUUCUUUCCAGCAAUAGGAAAGCUUAGCCUUGUGCGCAUGCAUCUAGGUGCGUCUGCAGGUGGUUGCCAUCCCCAAGUGUCCACUGGUACUAGUUUCUCCCCCAUGCAGUGUAUCUGUAAAGUGAGUAUUAGCAGUGGCCAGAUGGCCAGUCCAGUGACUCCAUGCACAUCCCCAGUACCGCUUCCACAUCAGGCUGGGGGAGCAGUGGCCUUGAAAGACGAGGGCACCCAGGCAGCUGAGAGAAGCUGCCCUGAAUCUCAGUGGAGCCACACCCCCAUGCACGGCUGAGUGAAGUCCAGCCGGGACCCUCUGAUGUGAAUAUCCUCGCCUGGAGUAGGUGUCCAACCUAGUGGCUAAAUGCUUACAGUGUUACUCCUCCCCAUAUGUCACUCUGUCCCAUGGCUCAGAAAUGAGAACUGCAAUAAUUGAAAGUGAUGUUUGUUUGCCUUUCCUGGGUGGAGCCUAACACAGCCCCUUGGCUUUACGCAGUGCCUAUGCUGUUGCUCCAUUGGACCACUCAGCUAACCACCUGGUUGCUAAAGCCUCAGUCAGCUUUGACGCGUUCUGGCACCUAAAUAGACUUGCAUGGACAGCUGCUGCCCUGCUCUUACUAAGUUUCUACUUAGGUUGUUUCAGAUCUUUUUAGAUCAACCCAGAGGGCCUUCUUUUAUAUGCAAAUCCUGAUAAAACAGGCCUUCUACCUACUUUGCUAUUGUUGAAGUUUGCUGCAGAUAAUGGAAACUUCUGCUGAUUGGGUAGGACUGGGGAACUUCAUCCAUUUCACAGGUAGUGAGAGUUGGUUUCCUUUUUUAAAGUGCCACCUCUGUCCCAUGAGCGUUCUCCCUCACUGCCUCCUCCUUCCCCUCCCUUGCUUUCCCCAUUCCCCGUUGUUCUUAUUAUUAUUAUCCUUGACCCUGACCGUUCACAAGCUACCUAUGGUGAUGAGACUGCGGAGUGUGUGCUCGAAACUCCUCAGCAUUAAGUUGCACAGAAGCAUUAAUAUGUUUUGAGUGGGUUCGUUCAAUAUUUAAAAAGUGGUGUUAAGGCUUAAAAGAGCUUUUCCUGUAGUUGUCACUGGAAAUUGUUGUUGUAGUGACUUAAAACAGCCAAGACUUACCAAUGUGAGGUGUGUCACUGCCUGUACAUAUGAGGCACCUUUGGCUGCCUGGGGACUCCCCUGUAAGGUGCUGGGUUAGAUUAGAAGGAGGAGUGAGUGGGAAGUUGGUGGGACACUUCCAGUUCCAAGUUUAUAAUUCAUUCCAUUGCUUUUCUGAUUGUGUUUUCACUUUUAAAAUCUCGCUUCGAGAUAGUAGGUAGGCUGCAUUUGAGGGAGCUGUGUGGAAGUGUUUGUUAUAUACCCAUCUAAUAGUGCAGUAGGCAUCUUUAAAAUCAGCUUACACUUAAUAGUGGUGUCUACAUUUAUAUAGAUGGACACUCUACAAAAUUAGGACAUUUAAGGGUUUUUUUGUUGUUUCACAUUUAUUGAACUCAUUUUUGCUGAUUGGUUGAUUUUGUUACUAGAAGAAGGAAAAAAAAUCAAUACUUGACAGUAGCUUUAGACCUUUCUACACCCAUAACAGAUGCUGGGAAAUUGUCCCUUCAGCAUCCCCAUUUGGCUUUGACUCCAUUCUCAUUGUUUUCCUUCCUUCCUGUAGCCAUUUUCAAAUAUAACUCUCCACUGUGUGUGUCCCACAGUUUGGAUCCUAAGUCUGAAAGGCAUCCUGCUCCUGGCCCUACACUCAGUAAAGUGGCUGUCCUAAAGCUGGAGCUGAAGUUGAAGCCACAGGACUUGUGUUCCCUCUGUUGAGCAUCUGGAAGAUGACCAAGAUGAAGCUCUGUGUAGCUUCCCUAGUACGCAGCCUGCUUUGGGAACCCAUUUUCUCUCCUGUUAAGCUCCUGGGAUGGGCUUGCUGUCUUGCUGGGGUUCAGAGUCUUGCCCAGGUGCCUUCUCUGUUCUGGGAGUUCCCAGCAUAGGAAUGUUACCUGAGUCUAUAGUGAUCUGCAGUUGCUAGUUCCUGGAAUUCCCUGGGCUUUGAAGUUUUUAUUUUUUCAUUGUUUGGUAGUGGUGGGCUUCUGUAUUGAAGAUUUUACACUGUCCUGUCUAAAGCACAGUCAAGCUGUGGGAUUUGUGCCUCAUUGCUCUAAAAUGGUUUAUAGAGAAGAGUCAUUCGUUUUCCCCACAAACCCUCUGUGUGUCACCAGCACAGGUGACUUUCUCACUGUGCACUGAAGUCAUCAGGAAGCAUCACUUUACGACAGAUGCUAUAAAUCAGAAUUUGGCUGGUUUGCAGCCGUGGAAUGGCUUCUGGAGUGAGGACACAGCUGUCACUCAUUUAUAGGCAGCAUUUCUGUUGAUUAGCAGACAUAAGAGUCCCAUAGGAAAUGGCACCAUGCUAUAUGAUGCAAACUGGAGAUGCCAUGGUGUUGCCAUUGGCAAGUCUGUGCUUGUAAUAACACCACAAACAGACUGAAUAACCCCAGAAGCCGUUCCGUAGCUGGAGAGCCACCUGCAUCCCUUGGGUUGCAGGCCAGUCAGUGCCGGCCUCCUCUGAGCUUUCCUCUGAGCUGUGGGCUGGCUGCUCGUGUGUAUAAAUAAAGUUUUGUUGACACAUAACCAUGCUUCCUGAUUGUCCAUGGAGCAGACUAAAUACUUGGAGAAGUGGCCACGAAACCCACAAAGCCUAAAAUAGUUAAUAUCUAUAUCUUUGAAGAAGCCUGCUGACCCCUGCUUGAGAAAAUAACCCCUUUUAGGAAUAAAUCUUCCCCAUUCCUCUUCUGUCUCAUAUCCUUUGUCUCCCGUGCCCCCAUCUCAGUUUUGUCUUAAACUCUUGCUGUAAGAGAGGCUUGUCACUGAGACAAUUUCAGAAUAACCCAAUUCUAAACAAGCAGUGUCUCCCUUUAAGUCCCUCCCUCCAGCCCCACAGUGAGGCCACAAUAGCCUGUAGACCAGAGUCCCAGAACAAGUUGCCUUUGGAGUUCUUAAAUUAUAUGGACUGUCCCAUGUCCCACUCUCAUAGUUUCUAAUCAUAGAACUGACCCUAGCUUCAAGACUGUCUGUGUGAGAUUAGCUGGGAGUGCUUCUAUUGGACCUUGAGUUCUCAGCACCACACGUAGCUGUGGGAAAGUCUCCCAGUGCAGAGACAAAGUCUGUUGACAACCAAAGCACUCUUUACAAUGUAUCCACCAUUGAUCUGUUUUCAGUCACACACUUUCAAAACAGUUUUAUUAAAGCACUAACAAUAAAAUGGUAGUUUUUGAACUGCUACAGAAAAGAAUGAAAAAGAGUUAGAACAUGUUUAACCUGGGUAUGACCAAGGAGUUAUGGGUUGCAUCUUUACGUCAAAUCCAGUCAGCUCUCAAAGUGUUAGUCCUCCCCUCCUCCCAAAAUUCAAAUAAAAGUUUCUACUCUGCUUUCCAGAAUGAAGCUGAACAUCAUGUCAAAAUUUUAACAAAUGGAGAUCAUGGCUCCUAAUUAGUGGGCAGUACAGAAAUUGAACUCUGGGCCUGAUGUAAGCAAGGCAGACAUUCUACCAGUGAGCUACAUCCCUUGCCCAGUUAUCUUGAGUUCUUCCCUGUUGUUUUGUAUUUUCUUGUGACUUAUUCACUAAAAUGCUAGAACACUUGAAAUGUGAGGUCGCAUCUAUGUAUGUAUUCCCAAAGCAGUCCUCGUAUCCACACAGCAGGUACUUUUCUCUAUGCUUGCUCCCAAAUCCUUUGCAAGGAACAGAUACUUUUAAAAACUUAAAACCAGCAGAACUAGGAAACUAGCCUUUUGAGAUGACUCUUGAAAUAAUUCAACUCUUGAAAAUUCUGGAGAGUCGGUUACCUAUAAGGGAUGGAUUGUAGGGCUAGCCAUAUUCAACUCUUGAAAAUUCUGGAGAGUCGGUUACCUAUAAGGGAUGGAUUGUAGGGCUAGCCAUAUUCAACUCUUGAAAAUUCUGGAGAGUCGGUUACCUAUAAGGGAUGGAUUGUAGGGCUAGCCACUUCGUUGGCAGCACCCCAUUGUUUUGCACCCUGGUGAGCAUUGUGCAGACUGUCUGUACUCAGGCUUUUUUCUUUGGAUUUGAACCCAUUGUCUCCUCCAUGGGAUCAUCCUUUUCUGAAUGUGAGGAUGCUGUCUUUCAAUGCUUUGGCCGUUCCUCUAGCAGACAGGCAAUUGCACAGCAUGUGUGCCAAGGAAGGAGCCCCUGAAGCUUUCACACCCUGUGGGUCUGUCCCCUUUGACAGGGUAUGCAGUCUGUAAGCUGCUUGAAAGCAUAGACUGCCUGCCAGAAACAGCAUCCAGGUGCACAUGGUAUUAGAAUACACCAGAGGUUGGAUGAAUAGACUUAACUGUUGAAUUGGACAAGUGGAGAUAACAAAACAAUUAACAAACUAUAUGUGGUCCACACUAUCUAGAAUACUUACUGCCUGACCUUUUAUGGCAGUGUACUGAUCUUUGCAAAAGACGUUAUCAAAUUGUGGGGCAGUUGGGCACGUUUUCUCCGUGCAUAUAGGUCAGCCUUGCAACAGUCCUUUGGGUUUGGGGUAUCUUGCUUGUCUGUCUCAGCACGUAGUUGUCUUUGUGCUGCAUCAUUCCUGUUAGUGCUUGUAAGGAAGAAAGAGAUCAUCUUGGCUCAUCAGGUACUUGCUGAUGAGUUGUGGAUAUACCAUAUUUACUAGGUACUAGUUUACAGUACGGUCUUGAAAAAAAAUGCAGUCUCGUUGUGCGUCGCAGUGAACUUGACUGAUAGAGACAUUCCACCAGCAGUGCUUGGCAUGUGCUGAUCUCCAGUGGCUGAGCAGCCUGUAGUAGUGCCUCUCUUUGAAAGCAUAGGAACUGGUAGUUUCACACCCACAGCCCUCCAUUUCUCUUCUGCAGGUUUACAGUUCUCAAGUUUGGUCAAUUCCUGUGAGUAUAAGUGGCUGAUCUUCACGUGUUUAAAACCUGAGUCCAGGCCACACAUUUUUGACAUGGCCUGUGUGCCGAUGGCACCUCGUCCAUGCACCAGCAGCUUUAGGCAGAACAAGGUCAGGGCCCUCUUGUCAGGCCUGAAGCAAAUCCUCCAUACCUCGCCUUUCCUCUUCCCUCCUGCCUAUGCCACUGGCCCCCUUCUGGGCAGCAUCUUCUCUGCCCCCCCCCCCCCAGUGCUUCUCUGAAUGCAUACAUGUCACAUGAGAAGAUUCUUUCAUUGCUAGAUUCUCACAGUAUUUAGUGGGUUGGGUCUGAAUGCCAUUUUCCCACUCCAGUUGGUACCAUGAUGUACAUCUUGUGUUGUGUUGUAGUUAGAGCUGUAUGUGGUGUUUGGAGGCAUUUGUGGUAAAGAUACUGUAAGAAUAAGAUUUGAAUAAUUUUGUAUAUUUAUUCCACAGGUAGGGAUUAUUGCUAGAGCCACUGUAUCUUAGGCUAUUAAUUUCACUAGUGGCUUCUUCAUUCUUAGUAGUUCUAGGAGACUGCGUUAGUGACUGGUUUCAAAUAUAUAAAGUACAUAUUUAUACACAACCACUGUGGAAUUUAUUUUGCUGUGUAAAUAGUGAUAUUUUCCUGUUCAAAUGCUUCUAUACAAAGUAUUUAUUUUAACAAAAUCAAUUAACUGGUGAAAGGGCUUUCCAAAAACUUUUUUCCAUCUGUUCUCCCAGCUCCCCUGCUCAGCUGUCAACCCCCUAAGCAUCAAGGUAAAGGCAGGAGGCCUUGGAACUCUUACUGUGUUUGGGUAGACACAACGCAGAUUGGGAACCUUAACUCUGCUUCCACUGAUGCUCCAUCUCAGACCAAAGUGGGGCUUGAAGGGGUGUAACUUUGCUCAGCCCACUAGCAGGGCUUCCCCCGACAGCCCAACUCACUCAUGCACCAUUGGUCCAUUCAGCUGUUCACUUCCAUAGCCUGUGCAGGGAAUUGACCUUGGUUGUAGUCCCAUGGCAGGUAGCCUCAUGCCUAUGCAAUGAGAAGAAACCACUGUGGUUACCAGUAUGAGCCCCUAGCCUGGCUCUCAGAAUAUAUGAGUCAUCCUUUCAUGCAUCCAUAGGAGACAUGUCACCUUCUGCACACUGACAAAACUUGGGAACACCUUGGCUUUCCUCCUUACCCUUUCCCAUCAAGUGUCUGUGCAGAUGUAACCCUAUCCUACCCAUCUGUAACCCAUGGUUCUAAAAUGUAUUCAGCUUUACUUCUCAGGAGUCCUGGUCUGCAAUCCAGAGCACCCUAGAUGUCAUGGAAUCAGUGAGUCAUGGUUAUGCAUGGUCCUUUUCCCCGUGCCUCAUCCAUGGGCAUCCCAUCUGUCACCAUGGCUACUAGGAUGGCAGGAUUAACCUGCAGCUCCAGGAUUCUAGGGUGCUUGGAGACCAGGUAUGUAGGGAUUAUUGUCAUCUAUUUGAACUGUAGCUUGCGUAUUUCCUUUGGCCUCCCUUUGUCUUUUCUAAACAAGGAAGGCACUUGAACAGCAAUGCUGGAGAAUGUUUUUCUAAGAUGCUGUUGUAAGCAAAUCUGAUUUUGAGAUGAAAUGUGAAUGGGUAACUAGGUGCCAGGGAAUUUAGCACUGAACUAGACAGUCAAAACUUUUAACCUUUGCAGAAAUUAGUUUCUGUUCUCACCUAAAUGUUCACAAGAUGUAAUGCUGUAAAUAGUUUUCUAAGAAUAUUUAUUACAUGUGCUGUAUACAGACUCAUGUUCGGAGUGAUGUUGGUUUGCAUUGUAUUGUAGAAGAAUAUAUUUUGAGUUGUGGACUUCUUUCAUAACACAGUUCACUCAAGGAGAAAGAAACAAAACCAGCAGGUUGAGAGCUGUUUGGGGCAUUUGAUCUGUAAUGGACCAUCCAAUCCAAGCUUUAACUGCCCCUCUUCUCAUCUGGUUGUGUUAUAUAUUAUAUAUAGAUAUAUAUAAACAGGUGUACAGUAAAUUGGUCAGUGCCCGGGUCUGCAGAGCAGAUUUCCAGGUGUUCUUUCUGAUGUGUUUCCAUAGCAAUAUGACCACAGGUGCUGACCAGUCCUGUUGUCUCAGAGGAUCGGGUGGGGGACAGCUCUUGUGAAGCCUCUUGCCUUUCCUAAGAGGCUGCUUUACUUGAAUUGUUGCUUCUAUUUCUUCUUCACGCUCCCAUUCACAAAACUAUAGCAUGUGUGGGAACUCUCCCAGCACCAGAUACAUCAAAAGUGGGCAAACCAAUCAAAAGGUUAGCGAUUUCCCAGGAAAUAGUAAGUUUCCAGAACAGAUGAGACAAAGCUCAUUUGGCCAUAGAAUAAAUGUAGGGAAUUUUUACUCAAGAAACAUAUGUGGCCUAUUAUAUUCCCCCUGCUCUGUCUGACUCACCUUUAGAAGUCAGCCUAUGUCCUGCCUUCUGCCUCUAUGCCUCAGCUCGAGAUGUCCAUGGUCCCUAGAGUCUGGUUGGGCUCUUAGUGUGUCCAGCUCUGUUGAGCAGCCUUUUCUUGUGACUGUCCUAAACUUAACGAAACAGAAUACCCACACCCAGAUAACGUUGUUGGAAGUGAUGUAGCUUUUUAGGCUUUUGGAAUAUGUCUCUCUCCUUUUUAUAUAUAUAUAUAUAUAUUUCUGAUGGUGUUUGGGAUUUUUCACUAGUGUUUUUUAGAUUGAAGUGGGUGCAUUAAGGUUAACUUUCCACUGUUGAGCCCAGAAGUGUGCAGAGGAAAGAACUCACCGUGCAUUGUGUUGUUGGGGAGGUGACUACUAUGGUGGGGGUGGGGGGAGGGUCUUGUAGAUGAUACAGAGGUGAAAUAGAAAUUCUGGCCAGAGGUUUCCUAAGUCUUUGAUAUUUUGUAAUGAAAAUCCCCACAUUAGCCUCAUUUAAUCUCAAUAAUAGCCUGCUGUUUACCCUCAGGGAACAAGUGGUUUUCAAAAUUAAGCUCCUCCAAGGUCCUGGCCAGUGCCUGUGUGUGCUGGUCAUCUCUGAUCUCAUGGCAUUAUUUUCCCAUAUGCAUUAUGACAUUAAGAAGUUCAACCCCACCCUGUAUGAAAAGCACAGCCCUCAGUGCCCUGAUUUAAGCUAGUGUUGAAGCCUUUGAGGGGCCUGGGGUCCUAGGAGACCAUGCAAUUUAACUGAAGCUCAGGUGUACAUUGGAUUUUUGCUUCUAUUAGGCCACAACCCUUCAGAAUGAGUUUAGGGCAGGGGCUAUGGAUCCAGCUCUGAUUCAGGGAGCUGGUCUCCACCGUUCCUCAAGUUUUUAUUGGUCCCUCCUGGUGGUGUUGCUGAGGUCAAUCCUGUAGGUGUUUGGAUGUGCUCCUUUCUGCUGUCUUGUGAGUCUUAGCCAGUGCUCCAGAUGCCCAAGAGUGGGGCCACCAGAGGGUCCAGCCCCCCUGACCCCAGCAUCUUCCCAACUAGUGGAGUGAGAAGAGUCUGCAGGAGGCCACCUGGCAGAGCAGCGUGCGCCUCUUGGGCCUGGAUGCCCCUGUUAGUGAGUAUAGGAAAGUACUGUGUCUUUAAUGGACGAGAAUUCAAUGUAUGCUGUGAAUUUGUUGGUUUGAAACAUUGAAAAUUUUUCAUUAGACAAUGUUUACAUACCUCACCUGAAGAACCUUUGAGAGUGUAUAUAUGAAAUUUAAAAAUAUAUUGUUGCUUUAAAACAGUAUGUAUAGCUAUAAAAGUUGGAGUUAUUUUAACUUUGCGUAUGUACCAAGUCUCUUAAAUAUUGAAAUCUUGUAGACUUUUUGUGCUUCUGUGUUCUGCUUUUCCUGUUGGACCACAUAGAUAACUGUGUUCUUGUUAUUGAUGAAGGGGCCCCCACUGAAAUCCACGCUUGAAGGAUUUCCUGUGGUGGUUAAGAUCUUCUGGCUUGGUUUUGGGGGGUGGGGUGUGGAGUUGGAGGACGUAUGGGAGGGGUUACUCUAACAUCAACAUCUAUUCUGUGAGCUUUCUCAAGGCGCUUACUUUAUUGCAGCGUAUUAAACUUCUUUGAUAUGAAA
Molecule: messenger RNA, 16494 nt
Organism: Mesocricetus auratus (golden hamster)
Lineage: Eukaryota; Metazoa; Chordata; Mammalia; Rodentia; Cricetidae
Gene: Lcor
Product: ligand dependent nuclear receptor corepressor
Exons: 2
Coding region: 2331-6686 (1451 amino acids)
Molecular function (GO): DNA binding
Source: RefSeq, a predicted model, not a curated record